AUGACACAUAAAGUAGAUGGAAUAUAUGAGGCUAAAGGAUUGAAUUAUGAUGAAGCUCUUCAUCUUUUUAGUUUGAAAGCCUUUCGUAAGGACUAUCCUCCCAAACUUUACCUUAAUGUAUCCAAGCAUUUUGUACAAUAUGCAAAUGGUCUUCCUUUAGCCAUUAAGGUUUUGGGUUCCUUUUUGUUUAAUAGAAGUAUUGAUGAAUGGAAAAUUGCAUUUGAUAGGCUUAAAGAAUUUUCUGAAAGAAAAAUUCUUGAUGUACUCCAAAUAAGUUUUGAUGGACUACAUGAAACAGAGAAGGAAAUAUUCCUACAUAUUGCAUGUUUCUUUAAUCAAGAGGAGCAGGAUCAUGUGAUAGAAAUACUAGAUUGUCUUGAUCUUUACCCUAAAAUUGGAUUAAGGGUUCUUAUUGAUAAAUCUCUUAUAAAAGUACAUAGCAAUCAAUUAUGGAUGCAUGAUUUACUACAAGAAAUGGGGUGGGACAUAGUUCGUCAAAAGUGUCGUAAGGAGCUUUGGAAGCGUAGUAGACUAUGGUUGUGUAAGGACAUUGACAAGGUGCUAACAAGUAAUUCGGGAACAAAAGCAAUUCAAGGCAUAGUCCUAAAGUUGCCAAAACCAAACGAGACACAUUGGAACCCUAAAGCCUUUUCAAAGAUGCAUCAUCUUGAAUUGCUCAUAAUUCAUUAUGUUCACCUUCUGCAUGAGCCUAAACAUCUUUCUAAUGGAUUAAGAUAUCUUGAUUGGAGUGAAUAUCCUUCAACAUCUUUACCUUCAAGUUUCCAACCGAAUGUGCUCGUUGGACUUCGCAUGUGCUAUAGCAAUAUUGAAAGACUUUGGAAAGGAACACAGUCACUUAAAGAUCUUAAUCUUUCUGAAUGCUCAAAGCUUGAUAGACUGCCAGAGAACUUAGGGAAUGCGAAAAGUUUGGAGAAGCUUGAUAUGGGUGGCACUGCAAUUACAAAACUACCCUCAUCAAUUGUGAAUUUGAGCAACCUUGCUUCAUUGAAUUUAAAAGAUUGUAAAAAUCUUGUGUGUCUUACUAGAACCAUAUGUAAUAUGAAGUCUCUUAAAGAUCUCAAUCUUUCUGGAUGCUCAAAACUUGACAAGCUACUUGAGAACCUGGAAAAUGCCAAAGUUUUGGAAGAUCAUAAUACAUGUGGCACUACUAAUACAAAAUCAAUUCAACAUUUUACUGGCCUUCAUUCACUGAAUUUAAGAGAUUGCAAAAAUCUUGUGUGUCUUUCUAGCACUAUUUUUAAUAUGAAGUCACUUAAAGAUCUUGAUCUUUAUGGAUGCUCAAAACUUAAAAAUUUGCUAGAGAACUUGGGGAAUGCUGAAGGACUAUUGAAGCUUGAUGCAGGUGGAACUACUAUACAAGAGUUGCCUUCUUCAAUUGUUCUCUUAAAAAUCUUUAAGUCUUUUCUUUUUGUGGAUGUAAAGGGUCAUCAUCAUCUAAAUCAUGGUAUGAGCGCUUCACUUUUUAUUUAA
Messenger RNA from Quercus robur (English oak), 1491 nucleotides. Its product is annotated as disease resistance protein RPV1-like. The record is from RefSeq and is a predicted model, not a curated record. Gene Ontology annotation, biological process: defense response. Lineage: Eukaryota; Viridiplantae; Streptophyta; Magnoliopsida; Fagales; Fagaceae. Gene Ontology annotation, molecular function: ADP binding. The coding region runs from base 1 to 1491 and encodes 496 amino acids. The transcript is spliced from 3 exons.